CUCUCUCAUCCUUCCAAAGCUCCGAUCCCUAAAAUCUCAUCAUCCUCAAAAAUCCCAAAGUCGGGUUUCCAGAUCCCAAAUCAAUUCUCAACCAUGUCGAGCUUCGCCGGAGACGAGACCGCGCCCUUCUUCGGAUUCCUGGGCGCCGCCGCGGCCCUCGUCUUUUCCUGCAUGGGAGCGGCGUACGGAACGGCGAAGAGCGGCGUCGGAGUGGCCUCGAUGGGAGUGAUGAGGCCGGAGCUGGUGAUGAAGUCGAUCGUGCCCGUCGUCAUGGCUGGAGUUCUCGGAAUCUACGGUUUGAUUAUCGCCGUCAUCAUCAGUACGGGGAUUAACCCUAAGGCAAAGUCUUACUAUCUUUUUGAUGGGUAUGCUCACCUUUCGUCGGGUUUGGCUUGCGGUCUCGCGGGGUUGUCGGCUGGAAUGGCGAUCGGGAUCGUCGGAGAUGCUGGAGUCAGGGCGAAUGCACAGCAGCCAAAGUUGUUUGUCGGGAUGAUCCUCAUUCUCAUUUUCGCAGAAGCUCUUGCCCUCUACGGUCUUAUCGUCGGCAUCAUCCUCUCUUCUCGAGCUGGCCAAUCUCGAGCAGACUAAGUGAAGUCAGCCGGGCUCUAUUUCCAACGAUCACGAGCCUUCCUGUUUCUACAGUACUCUGUUUAUUUCACUAUGAUAUUGUUUUGAGGGAUUGUUAUAGAUGGGAGUCCCUUCUGAUAAAAACCCCCAAAUCUUUGCAUAACGAUGUUAUGACAGUUUUACAUAAAACUCUCUGUAAUGUGAGACACGCCUGCAGCUAGUGCUGGUUCCCAUUCUAUUUGUGAUUCUUAAUAAUGAUAGGUUAAAUAUGGUGUUUAUCUGGAUC
Asparagus officinalis (garden asparagus) is the source of this 853-nucleotide messenger RNA. RefSeq names its product V-type proton ATPase 16 kDa proteolipid subunit. The transcript has 3 exons. Lineage: Eukaryota; Viridiplantae; Streptophyta; Magnoliopsida; Asparagales; Asparagaceae. Gene Ontology annotation, molecular function: proton-transporting ATPase activity, rotational mechanism. Gene Ontology annotation, biological process: proton transmembrane transport. Gene Ontology annotation, cellular component: proton-transporting V-type ATPase, V0 domain. The record is from RefSeq and is a predicted model, not a curated record. The coding region runs from base 94 to 588 and encodes 164 amino acids.